UUCUUUCUACUCUCUCUCCGAGCCACAAAAUCUCUUGGUCUCUCCAGCAGUUUUUCCUUAUUAGAUCUUUCUAGUUCCGUUGCUCUUGUGUAUGGCAGUGAGUCUGGUGUCGCAUGAGGUAUCUGAUCUAUGCAUUGGAAAGCCUGUGCUGAGGUCGCUUUCCGUCUCCGCCACCGUCGGUGACGCGCUCUCCGCUCUGAAGCGGUUGGGAGAAUCGUAUUUAAGCGUGUGGAGCUGUGAUCACGGCUCUCUGAGAUCCAGAAAGAUCGUAUCAGCUGAGGAGGAAUGUAGAUGCGUCGGCAAGGUUUGCAUGGUGGAUGUCAUUUCUUUCUUGGCUAAAGAGGACAAUUUGUCGAAUCCAGGGGCGGCGCUCCAGUCUUCGGUCUCCGUUCUUAUCCCUAAAGAAGCCGCCGCGCUUGUGAGGCAUUUGGAACCGCAUGCUAGUUUAUUGGAAGCCAUAGAUCUUAUACUGGAAGGGGCGCAGAACCUCGUGAUUCCGAUUCAGGGACCUGAAUCGCGGAGGAAGAAGCUGCUCCUCAAACCCUCCCCCAAUCUUCACAACAAACGUGAAUACUGCUGGCUCACCCAAGAAGAUGUAAUCCGAUUCCUUCUCAACUCAAUCGGGCUCUUCUGUCCCGCUCCGAUUCAGUCCAUCGAUUCCCUCAACAUCGUCGACACAGAAUCCAUAUUCGCUGUUCACCACGACGACCCCGCAGCCUCUGCCUUACCAAUGAUAUUUCAGUCGGCGAUCACGCAAACAUCUGUGGCCGUUGUUGACAGCGAGAACAAAAUAGUAGGCGAAAUCUCACCAUUUACACUCAAUUCGUGUGACGAAAUCGUGUCAGCUGCAAUGGCAACCCUUACAGCAGGGGAAUUGAUGGCUUUUAUGGACUGUGGAGGGCCAGAGGACUUAAUACAAGUGGUUAAAGAGAGAUUAGAACAUAUGAAUCUAAGUGCAGCAUUGGAAUUGAUGGAAGAGGACUCGGGAAUUUCCUCUUCAUCGGAUGAGGAGUUUGGCCUGGGGAGGAGUGGGAAGUCCGGAGUUAGGAGGUCUGAGACAAUUGUAUGCCAUCCAUGGAGUUCCUUAGUUGCAGUGAUGAUACAGGCACUUUCACACCGUCUAAGUUAUGUGUGGGUGAUAGAAGAGAACGGUACUCUGGCCGGAAUCGUUACUUUUUCCGGGAUGAUGAAAGUUUUCCGGGAACGUUUGAAAUCAAUGUGAUGGAAGAAAUUUUGGUUCAAACUCUUGAUUGAACUCAUUUAAAUAUUGACAAUUGUGACUGCUAAUGAAUUAAACAUUUCAAAGAGAAACGAACACACAAUUGUUAUGAUAUUUGUGAGAAAGACAACUUUUUUCUACUAUUACUCUGUUUUAGGGUCAAUUUCUGGUCA
Messenger RNA from Tripterygium wilfordii, 1392 nucleotides. Its product is annotated as CBS domain-containing protein CBSX5-like. The transcript has 2 exons. NCBI's taxonomy places the organism in Eukaryota, Viridiplantae, Streptophyta, Magnoliopsida, Celastrales, Celastraceae. The record is from RefSeq and is a predicted model, not a curated record. The coding region runs from base 92 to 1222 and encodes 376 amino acids.